AUGGCGCUGACGUCAGCCUCCUCGCGUUUUUUUCCUCCUUCUUUCCUUCCUUCCUUUUCACCCUCCGACCCCACAGGCUCGCGUGCGCCGCCGACCGGGUCGCUCUUCGAUGGCGCAGCGCAGCGCUGGCCUGGGAAGAGCGCAUACGCGGCAUCGGGGCCGGCGGACGAGAUAACAUAUGGUGGGUGGUGCGAGGAGCAAACCGUCGCUGCUGCCUCAGGCUGCUUCUGGGCUUCUGGCGGCGACACGACAGAUAUACUUAGACACGACGCGACGCGACGCGACAGGCCGGGCUGGGCUUCUCUCAAUUCGCGCGAGCAAUUGCGUGUGGCAAUUGAAUCCGCGAGAGCAAUUGAAUCAAGAAUUGAAUGCAGAACGCGAAGGCUCAAGCUCAAGCGAGGCAUCACGCACUUCGUACACACGCUCACGUCGUCGCUGCAUCUGUUCGUCCCUGAAGGGAAAUGUAUUGCAUGGGGAAAGGCCGAGGGCUCGGUCGUGCCAGUGUCCGUGGUUCCUUCCCUGCGCGUAUCCACCCGCGAUAUUGCCAGCUCUUGCGCACCUGCUGCUGCACUCCCACAACUCCCAGGUCAUCUCCGCACCCGCACCCUCUGCACCCUGCCCACCCAGCACCCGGGGCCCGGAAAAACCCCGUCCGGCGCUCGCCCGCUCGGCGUAACGCUAACGCGCCCGUGUAGGCCCCAAUCUUCGCGCGUCAAGCGGUAUCGCGCGCGGGCCUGGGAAGGGAAGUCGAAGGGGGGGUUCUGGAUUCUGGUGCCUUCGGCGGAAGUCGGGUUGCCCUUUCCAUCCACCGCCGUCCGUCUUCUGGGCCCCUGCCCUAGCGUCCACCGUGCCUCGCCAGCGCCACUGGCCAGCGCUAGCGGCAACGCUAUCUCGGUGGCACCGCUGACGCUGACGCAUCACAUGGCCCGCGGCAUCCGCUGCCGGGUGGGCGCUCCCACGCCGCCACGCCAGAUCACGCGAGAAGCCUGA
Mycena indigotica is the source of this 990-nucleotide messenger RNA. RefSeq lists its product as uncharacterized. The transcript has 3 exons. The record is from RefSeq and is a predicted model, not a curated record. The coding region runs from base 1 to 990 and encodes 329 amino acids. Lineage: Eukaryota; Fungi; Basidiomycota; Agaricomycetes; Agaricales; Mycenaceae.